GCAAAGAACACACAACCAUGAAACUAUAAAACAAGGCCCAUCUUCUCAAAGUUAGGGUUUUUCGUGAGGCUCGUCGAUUACGGUUGAGGCCAUUGCCAUUUUUCUGAAGCAGACAGAGCUUUUGCAUCUCCUCCAUAGUCGUCUACAAUGGGGCGUAUGCACAGCAGAGGGAAAGGUAUUUCAGCUUCAGCAUUGCCGUACAAGAGGACUCCACCCAGUUGGCUUAAGAUUUCUACUCAAGAUGUUGAGGAAAACAUCUGCAAAUUUGCGAAGAAGGGUUUGACUCCGUCUCAGAUCGGUGUCAUUCUUCGUGAUUCUCACGGUAUUGCUCAGGUCAAGAGUGUUACUGGCAAUAAGAUCUUGCGCAUUCUUAAAGCUCAUGGGCUUGCUCCGGAGAUUCCUGAGGAUCUCUACCAUUUGAUUAAGAAGGCUGUCUCGAUUAGAAAGCAUUUGGAAAGGAACAGGAAGGACAAAGACUCCAAGUUCAGGUUGAUUCUCGUGGAGAGCAGGAUUCACCGGCUAGCUCGCUACUACAAGAAGACCAAGAAGCUCCCACCUGUUUGGAAAUACGAGUCAACUACUGCUAGCACACUUGUUGCUUGAUUUUGUCAACUGAUGGAUUUAUGGGCGAUUAAGAUCUUUUCAUUUACUCUAUUCGAUGUAAGGUAUUUCCAUUGUGUGGUUCUAGAUUAGACAUUGAAUGGUUCCAAGGUAUCACAGAAACAUAGUGCUCAAUUUUUGUCAUUCUCAUCAUGAUUUUGUAGUUUCUUCCUUGUCUAAAUUGGACAUGAUAGUGUUUUUGUCUUUAAUUAUAAUUGAUAUUCCUCCGAACUCAAUAUUGAAAA
Molecule: messenger RNA, 845 nt
Organism: Cucumis melo (muskmelon)
Lineage: Eukaryota; Viridiplantae; Streptophyta; Magnoliopsida; Cucurbitales; Cucurbitaceae
Product: 40S ribosomal protein S13
Exons: 5
Coding region: 148-603 (151 amino acids)
Biological process (GO): translation
Cellular component (GO): cytosolic small ribosomal subunit; nucleolus; ribosome
Molecular function (GO): small ribosomal subunit rRNA binding; structural constituent of ribosome
Source: RefSeq, a predicted model, not a curated record